ACUUUUAGCCGGUGUCGCGUGCGCAUCGUUUCGCGAGUCGCAGCUGCAAUGUGAAUCGGAGUUAAGCAAGUGAAUAAAUAGUGUGAAUACAAGUUUUAAUUUGAAUCAAUGUGUAUUUGUCUCAUAAACUGUGUGACAUUUCAAAAUAAUAAAGACAAUUCAAAGUGCUGUGGCAUCUGGUCGAGCGCAAUUGUGAAAUAUGCCAAGACCCCAAUCGUGUGUGAGAACUAGAAGAAGGCAAAGCAACCAAUAUUAGAGAGCAGCGCACCACUGCACCGCUGCACCACCACACAUUAGACUAACCACUGGACGGGCACUGGUUGUGUCUCAGCGCCAACUAACCAUAAUAAGCAGCCCGAACAGCAACUAUAUCAAUAUUCGCUAGGAGAGCGCUGAAGGCAUUCCGCAUAAGCCGCAGCAGAGGCGCUGCAGCUGGUGAGCAGCUCGUGUGGUGCUGUGCUGCUGCCUACCGGCAGAUGUGACCCAGUUAAGCCGAUUUGCAGCCAGACGGCGUACGACCAGAGCACGCGGAUUAUUAAUUUGCCUGGCAUUCUAUUAGAGGGCCACGGCUGAAACAUGCGCUCCCAGCACCCAACGCCGAUCCUCGCCAGCCUCUCUCUCUGCCUCGUCCUGGCCGUCAGCCUGCAGCCGCAGCUGCUCCACUGUGCCACAGCGGGCGGCCUGAAGGCGGCAAUAUUAAGGAGCGACAGAAUAAAUGACGGCACAUUGCAUAGAAGUCAAUCAAAGAGAGCGGCGACAUUGGCAAAAUCGCUGCCAUUUAUUACAGCGCCAACGCGAAUUGUGAAAGCAAAUGAUGGGGAAACAGUGUCACCAACAGCAGCAGCAGCAGCAGCAGCAGAAGCAGCAGCAGAAGCAGCAGCAGCAGCUAUGCAGACAAAUGCGGAGCCAUCCGUUGCUGUUGCAGUUGCAGUUACAACGGCAAUUGUGGAAACUGCAUUGUCCAGCCGCAGCAGCAUUAAUAACAUUAGCAACAAUGACGAUCGACAGCGACUGCCAGGACAGGGGCAGGGGCAGGUGCUGGGGCAGGGGCAGCGGCAGGAGGCAGCAGCAGCCGUGUUGCAAGCAAAUCUUAUUAUGAGCAACAGGAGUGUGGAGCAGCAGGACCCAUAUGUGCACAAGUACAGAAUUACGCAGAACAAUGCAUUGUUCUCCCACAGCAAUGGGUCGACAGCCACAGCAAUCAAUGGAGCUGCCAUGGCUAAGGCAACAAUGGAGCAAUCGACAGCAUCUACUACAACAACCGCAGCCACACCAACUACAACAACAGCAGCGGCAACAACAACGACAACGACACGCCGGCCGGCGCCAAGGACAACGCUAAAGCCACCGCCAACAAUAGAUGAUUACCAGACAAUAAUUAGCCAAGCGGGCACACACGCCUAUCUGCCCUGCAACGUCAAGCAAUUGGUAAAGAAGCCCAUCUCCUGGCUUCGCAUGCGAGAUGGCCACAUACUCACCGUGGAUCAGACCACCUUCAUAGCGGAUCAGCGCUUUCAGUCGGUCUUUUCGCCCAACCCCGAGCGCUGGUCCCUGCAAAUCAAAUACGUGCAGCUCAAGGAUGAGGGCACCUACGAGUGUCAAGUCUCCACGGAGCCCAAGGCGAGCGCAAUUGUGCACUUGCGCAUUGUGGAACCUAAAACCGAAUUAAUUGGCGAGUCUACGCGCCACGUGAAGGCCGGAAGUCAAGUGAAACUGCGCUGCAUAAUUAGCCAAGCGCUGGAGCCGCCACUUUUCAUUAAUUGGUUUUACAAUCAGAAGCAAAUCUAUUUGCAUAAUCGUCGCGGCUGGCGAACGGAAAUUGAGCGCAUCGAUCUGCCAACGGAAGUGCCAACGACGCCGACAGCAGCAACGUCGACAGCAGCAGCAGAUUCCCUUAAUGAUAUAACGGCCAUCACACGUUCGUAUAUUCUAGAUGCGAUAACGGUGAGCGAUGAGGAGGCGAGUGCCGGAUAUGGAUACGUGCUGCCAGCAACGGCAACGCCCACAGCAGCCACAAUGUCAACUACAGCAGCCACUGCUGCAGUUGCACUCGCAGCAGCGGCGACAGCAGCAGCAGCAGCAGGCGUUGCCUCAGGCCAAGGCGUUGCAGCAAAUGAUAUGCUGACAACGGCAGCAGCUGCUGGAGACAAACAGUCGACUAUGACGACAGCAGCAGCAGCAGUAGCAGCAGGUGAUGCGACAACAACAAUUCCAACAACAACAACGACAACCGAGCCAAUCACCACGCCAGCAACAACAACAACAAUGCUGCCGAGCAGCAGUUUCAUUAAGCAGAUAACGGCUGCCUCGCUAAUCAUUCCCGCCGUUGUGAAGCUCGACUCGGGCAACUAUACAUGCAGCCCCUCGAACAGCGCUCCGCGCACCAUUGUUCUGCACGUGCUAAAUGGUGAAUACUCCGCAUCGGCUAUUAAAUCGGGCAGCGUCAGCUGGAAUGCACUAAUUGGUUGUCCUGGCUAUUCGCCGUGGCGGAAUAUUUCAACAAUUUUGACACUGUUGUGGAUUAUUAAAUUUGUGUCCACCAGCCAUCGAGGCCGAAACAAAGUCAACAGGCGCACAGCGGCAGCAGCGCUUCAGGAGCCAGCCAGCACAAAAAACAGGACAACGUCUGGCGCAAGUGUCAGCCGCAGGCUCUGCUCCCAGAUGCAGACGACAACCCGCAGGCAGGGAUUCGAUGACGGCGCCUGCGGUGGCAGCUGUGGCCACGUCAGCAGCUCAAUUAGUGGCACGAAAGUGGCUGAGGACAAAACUUGAGCACUGAGUGCAGCGGCAGCGGCAACAGGAAUACCAGCAGGACGAAAUAAAGAUGCUGAGAUUCAGUUUAGACUACGCGUAGAACUUUAAGUGCCAACAAUGAGAGAUACAUUUCUAGCCACGACUUUGUCAAAUAGAUACAUUACAAAUGCAUUCACGCUCUCAUCUGUUGCAGACAAAAAUACAAAUAAAUAAAAUCAAAAACAUAUUUCUAGUACUUGCUUGUGGAUUCUUGAUAUGUGUAUGAGUGUUUGCAUAUUUUAAAACUUGCCAGAAAAAUUAGUUUUCAUUAAAAUUCUGAGUUCAUAGAAAUAUUUCGAUCUCUUCUCCUUUGGGUAAUCAAAUCAAGGAUAUUGAAAACUCCAGAGAGUUAUGUAAAUACGCAUGAAAGGAAUCUUUAGUUCGAAAUCUCUAAGAUGCGGUUUGAGUUAUGGUUGUAUUUACAUUAUAACACUAUAGGUAAGGCAAUUCGGAAAUAAAAAUCAUCUGCAAAAGCAGACCACUUAUUGAGAAGCUAAGAAUAAUAAAAACGCCCAACUGG
This is a messenger RNA of Drosophila arizonae, 3313 nucleotides long. It is a transcript of the gene dpr15, whose product is annotated as defective proboscis extension response 15. NCBI's taxonomy places the organism in Eukaryota, Metazoa, Arthropoda, Insecta, Diptera, Drosophilidae. Gene Ontology annotation, biological process: synapse organization. Gene Ontology annotation, cellular component: neuron projection membrane. The record is from RefSeq and is a predicted model, not a curated record.